CCUUGAUACAAAACCGCUAACAGCAAUUUCUACAAACUUAGGAUAAACGUCCCCCGCCUAGUUACUCGUAUUCGAUUGGUAUAGCGAACACCGCCAACUGGUCUUUAGCGCGCCUUUCUUGGCCAGUGCCGUUCUGAGUGCUUCAUUGUGAACGCUUCCGGUUUCCGAGGGCUUCAUUUGUGGAGUCUCUGGCUGCGCUGGGAGAUGAAGUUUGCUAAAAGGCUUGCUAGUGAGGCGAGUCGUAAGGUGUCGUUUUCUGCGGCGUACUUUGAUUACAGAGCCGCGAAGAAAGCUAUCAAGGAGGAUAUUUCACGGCGAGAUGUCGCGGGAUCUAACUUCCAAAAGCUUUUGGAGGUGGAGCUGCGCAAGGUGUCGCAGUUUUACUCGGAGAAAGCGGAUGGGAUUGAGGCGACACUACAUCAGCUACAUGGCGGCAACAGCGCAGCAGGCAGUGUGUCGCAGCUAACCGCGUUGCGAUCGGAGAUCAAGGAACUCAUCAAGUUUGUGGCGCUCAACUACCUCGCGGUGGUUAAGGCCAUCAAGAAGCGCAACCGGCACCUGCGGGAGACCUUUGGUGCCGCCGCCAGCAUCUCACUGCAGGCGCUGGACAUGCUGGGCCACGAGGUGUUCUUCACCUCGCCGCGCCUAGCCGGCCUGGCCACUCAGGCCGACGUGUUGGUGAGCGGGCUGCAGACCGCCGGCCCCUCCCCCGCCAGCGACGUGCUGUUGCAGGAGGAGUACCAGUGCCCCAUCUGCCUGGACACGCUGCACAGCCCCGUGGUGCUCACGUGCGCGCACCGCUUCUGCUGGGGCUGCCUGGUGGCGCAUGUGACGGCGGUGAGGGACGCGCAGGCGCCGCAGCAGCAGCCGCAGGCGUGCGAGGAGGGGAAGGCCUGCUCCCCCGCCAGCAGCCUCUCCCGCUCCCUGCAGCUGCUGGAGCGCAUUGCCGCGCAGGCGGAGGCGCAGGAGGAGGAGCCGCCGCAGCGCUUCUACAGCUGCCCCGUGUGCCGCAAGCCGCAGCUGCUGGACGUGGACGCCCUGUCCGUGGACCCCUUCCUCACCUCCUUCAUCGAGUCACUCAAGGUGCUGUCCGUCAGCAACGGAGUGGCGGAGGCGGCAGCAGCGGGGGCGGGGGCGGGAGCGGCAGCAUGCGCUCCUUGCUGCCCGCAUUCCUCCACAGCUACAGCCACCGGCUUACAGGCUACUGCUACUACCGCCUGUCCCACCCGCUGCCCCUCCUCCUCCUCCCGACCGGAAUCCGUUAUUCAACUGCAGCUCCAGCCGCCUGCACCCGCAAUUGUCCCCGAGCCCUCCUCCUCCUCCCCGUCCAGCUGGGGCCUGCUGCCCCCGCAGCGCCCCGAGCACGCCGGCCGGCUGUGUGUGCUGCUGGACCUGGACGGCACGCUGGUGUCCUCCUACACCCCCCGCCGCGCCCCCCGCCUGCCCCCCUACGUGCGCACGCAUGUGGUGGGUGCCGGCAGCCAGCUGAACCCCGCGGGGGUGUUUGUGGUGGAGCGGCCGGGGCUGCGCGAGUUCCUGGAGGAGCUGGCGGGGUUUGCGGAGGUGGUGGUGUACACGGCAGGUCUGGAGGACUAUGCCAAACCCAUCGUGGAUGCGCUGGACCCCUCCGGCCGCCUCUUUGCGCACCGGCUCUACCGCCCCGCCACCCUGCGCACCGCCUACUACCAGUGCGUCAAGGACAUGGGGCGACUGGGCCGCGACCUGCACCGCACCCUGCUGGUGGACGACACGCCGCUGGCCUUCCUGCACCAGCCUGACAACGGGGUGCCGGUGCUGGGGUUCCGGGGGGAUCCGGACGACCGGCUGCUGAUGGAGGCGGUGCUGCCGCUGCUGCAGGUGCUGUCCAAGGAGGUCGACGUGCGGCGGGUGCUGCAGAGGCGGUUCGACAUGGGCACCUGGUUCCGCCGUAACGCGCUGCCCAUUGACGCCAUCAUGGAGGAGGCGGCGGAGGCGGCACGAGUCGAGCAGCAGGAGCACCUGCUGGCUGCUGCUGCUGCUGCUGCUACCACACUUGCAGUGGCCACUGCCACUACCACAACAAUCACCACUACCAACACCCACACUACCUCCACGACAGCGACGACUACGAGCACCAUGGAUCACAGCGGCUGCUCAACCUCCCAACCCGCCAGCACUCCCCGCCCACCCACAACUCCACCUGCCUCCGCACCCCCCUCCUCCUCAGCCUCCGCCCUCCUCACCCGUCACUACACCUUCACCUCCCCCCGCCAGCCCGCCCCCUCCAAGCGCUUCUGCCUGCUCACCGAUUUCGACAAGACGCUGACCGACGUUGACGCGGGGGAGGCGGUGGUGGAGCAGCUGGCACCCGAGCUGCUCCCCAUGCUCAUGGGCCUAGCGGCCAACCAGAGCUACAUCCCCAUCACCAACACCAUCUUGUCUGAGAUGCAGCGCCGCGGGGUGUCUCGCGACCUGCUGCUCACCACGUUGCAGCAGUUGGGCGCGGAGAUGCCGCUGGGGUCGCUUGAGCUGCUGCGCAUGAUGAGCGGUGCGGGGGUGGAGGUGCGCAUCCUGUCGGAUUGCAACUCGGUGUUCAUCUCGCAUAUACUGGCGGGAGCCAAGGCGGGAGGUUACGUGAGCCAGGUGGUUACCAACCCCGCAUCGUUUGAGCGCGUGGUGUUGGCGGAAGAGGAGGCGGGUGAGGGUGUGGAGGCGGAUGGGGAGGAGGUGGCGGCGGUGGGUGAGAGGGCGUUGCAGCGGGCGGCUGGGCACCGGCUGGUCAUCCGGGCGCAUUACACGGGGCAGGACGCUACCGUGGUGCUACCGGCAGCGGGCGGUUGCUGCUGCUGCAGCAGCCACACAGGCAGCAGUGGCGGCCACUGCCGGCACGCAUCAUGCAGCGGUGCAGCUGCUGCUGCGGGGUCGGCGGGGUCCGCCGGCUGCAAGACCGCCUCCUCCUCCUCCUCAACGGGGACCAGCUCCUCGCAGCACAUCCACCAGCACCAGCACCACCCACCACAUGGCGCCUCCUCGUGCACUUUAAGUCAACAGGGCCAGGGUCACGGCUGCCCCCGCUGCCCCGACAACAUGUGCAAGGGGCUGGAGGUGCAGCGGCUGAAGCACGCCAACACCUUUGCGCACAUCGUGUACUGCGGGGACGGCGCCAACGACGUGUGCGCGGCGCUGUCGCUGGGGCCGCAGGACGUGUUGCUGGCGCGGUCGGGGCAUGCGUUGGCGCGGUAUGUGCAGGAAGCGCAGGGCAGCUCGGUGCUGCCUCAGGUGGUGGCGCAGGUGGCGUUUUGGAGCUCACAUGAGGAGUUGUUGGCUUGUGUGCGGCAGGUGGUUGAUGUGUGAGAGUGGGGGUGACGUGUUCUUACCGUAUGCCACGUCGCUGUUUCGAAUGUGGCGGUUGAAGGAAAGGCAAGCCGUUCGCAUGUGACGGUGUGUGAGGCGAGAGGGAAGGGAUUAGUGGAGCGCGGUGAGCUUUUGUACUCUACAGUAUUGCUGGAUGCUUUACUUGGCUACGGAUGCCCUGAUGGAUGCGCGACUUGUUACAAAUGCGAAUGGAUCCCUUGAAAAGAGGAGAGUGCUGCCCCUGCGGUGUGGGAUUUGAUGUACCAUGCUUGGUGGUGCGGUUUGGGACUGGGAGAAAUUGUAUACUAGUUACUGCUACCGGUACGGCGGUUGUGGGGCCGCGACCCCGUCCUGCUCGCGUCGUAAUGGAUGUUGGCGAGGGGAUGACGGGUGCUGUCGGGCAGCAGCGGUGAGAGUGGAGAAGGAGCGAGAGGCACUUGGCACUUGUAGCUGUGUGUGGCAGAGAGAGAUGGGGCAAUUAAGGAGGCGUGCUUGUGUGCGGGAGGAGGGGUUUGGAUUCAUCGCACGAUGUGUACGGCUUCUGACGUUUGUUGGACACGAAACCUGCCCGCGCAUUUGCGGGUAGGCUCUUUGUGACAUGGACAAGGCAUGUGUUAGUAAGGAAAUGAGGGCAGUAGGUAAGAUAUAAAUAAGCUUAGCUUCAGGUUACAAUUUGUCUGGCGUUUGGUGUUACUGUAUCUAAUGGAAAAUAGCGCUAAGCAACAUCUGGAUAAUGCGCUUGUGCCCAGUUUGCGUGAUUUACAUCGUGGAAGGUGUUCUAGGUUGACCUCUUGCUGUGGGCCCUGCCCUGCGGGCGCCCCCUGUCAUGGUGUCCUUCCAUUGGUGUUUUGGACGCACCUGAGGAUGGACCGGGGGUGCUUCAGUGCUUACCUGAGCGCCUGUGCGCCCUCUUGGCCGCUUGACACGGGUGCAUGGGCUGAUUGCGUGGGUCAUCUCCGGCAGCUUGGUUUGAUUGUUGGGCCAUGCCCAGGUACUCAUCCAGGCUGGCUUGGUGUGAGCUUGCUUGCAGGGGCUGUGCACUGGGAAUGAGGACGGGUGCUGCUCAUUCAUGUACACGUUACUGUUCAGGUUUGCGUUAGGGCGGAUGGUGUGAUGUAGCGGGACCCAGGGCGGCGUAACACCCCAUCUGUUACAUGGCUGCCAAAGCGGCGAUGAGGCACCGUUACCUGGGCUGCCCUAGACUAUGUAUGUGCGGUUAUGUACAUGCGGGCUCUUGGCUCUUUGCUCCCAUGUGUGGCCCAGUGGUUCAGUUUGUGACCGGGCAAUUUGUAUACUAGAUGUGUGAGAGCUGCGUUGGAUAGCUGGGCUGUUGUCUGGUAGAAAGGUUGAGGGUAGAAAAAGCACCGUUACGGCUUGUGAAGGAAAGUGUUUGGUGAAUAAGUUGGUGCUAGUCGCCGGAUUCCUGGCCGGUGUUGUGCAGCGACUGUAGGUGCAUGGCAUGCUCGAAUGUGAAGCAAGGAAGAAGUUUUGCAAUUUUGAACACGGUUGCAAACCUUCACACCCUGACUCAAUUUCCAUCUGUGAGGCCGCUGACGUUUCCCGGUGUAUGUGUGUGACGCAGCUGACGUGUUCCUCUGCAUAUUCCUCUCUGCAUGUUUUGUACCUGUUUCUUGGGCAUUCAGGCAGCCCCUGCUCCACUGCAUUGGUGCUUGCCCAAACUGGAGCUACAGACCGCGAGCAACCUCGCCUUUGGCUGCAAUUGUAACGUAUCGCGCCCAC
Messenger RNA from Astrephomene gubernaculifera, 5073 nucleotides. The record is from the annotation of a GenBank genome assembly. NCBI's taxonomy places the organism in Eukaryota, Viridiplantae, Chlorophyta, Chlorophyceae, Chlamydomonadales, Astrephomenaceae.